Xenia sp. Carnegie-2017 is the source of this 1494-nucleotide messenger RNA. Its product is annotated as centrosomal protein of 78 kDa-like. NCBI's taxonomy places the organism in Eukaryota, Metazoa, Cnidaria, Anthozoa, Malacalcyonacea, Xeniidae. The record is from RefSeq and is a predicted model, not a curated record. Gene Ontology annotation, molecular function: protein binding. Gene Ontology annotation, cellular component: centrosome.
AUGGUUACAGCUAACCUCGGAGAUGAAGCUGUCGAUUUAAAUGCUGAUAGAAUUACGCUUCAAGACUGGGAUCCGAUUUUAAAUGCAACUAAAAUCAAUAAAAACUUGAAAACAAUUGCUGUAAGAAGUUACUGGCAGGAGAAAAUGGAUCCCAGAGAGUCAGAUUCCUCUUGUGGACAAAUAUAUCGAAAAAAGAUACCACAUAUUCGAUCAAAAGAGCUAACUUAUAAAUUAUGCAGAGCCCUAAAAGAAUGUUUGUGCUUAACGGAAGCUCUUGAGGUCUUAAUAUUUCAAAAUAUACCUCUAAGGCAAAGGGAUCUCAAAUUUUUUUCAAAGGGAAUUUCUUGUAACAAAACCUUAAAGCACCAUUCUUUUGAAAACUGCCAAAUUGGCGAUUGUGGACUUGAAGUUUUAAGUAUGGCCAUCAGAAAUUGUUUCUCGUUACAAUCAUUAAAUCUGACCGGAUGUUGCAUCACUUGGCAUGGGGCUGAAAUACUAGCCAAGAUUAUUAAGAAUCAAGCAACAAAAAAGUUGGGCUUAGCAUGGCAAGACAGUUUGCGUUAUCGUGUGCCUGACCUAGAUAGAAUGUCUGGAUUGUGAAGAAUCACCUUGUGUAAGAACAGUUUAUUAGGAGAUAAAGGUGUUGAAGUACUGACUGAAGCUUUGAAGGAUGAUUUGUGGCUCAAAGCUUUGGAUUUGCAGCAAUGUGGUAUUUCAAAUAAAGGAGCGCUUGCGUUUCAGUCAUUGUUAAGAUGCAACAAAUCACUGGUUGUCGUCGACGUAAGGAUAAAUCCUUUAAUAGAAAGAGAACUGGUGACAUCCAUUACACAACAUGUUAUAGCUAAUCUGGUCAUGGGGAAACUGAGUUUCCAUGGCUUCAUACCAAAGGAACAGACUCUCCAGCAACUAGAACGAAAAAAAAACAAAAGAAGAAAAUCCAAAAAUGGAUUGUCAAGAGAAGGCUCUUCAAAAUCUCGAACAUAUGGCAUUCCAUGGAGAACUGCAGAGAGAGUAGGCCCAAACAGACAUAAGAAAAAUGAGACUUGGCCAUUUGCUUAUUUACAGGACAAACAUGACGUUAUGGAUAAAUGUAACAAAAAUAAUAAUAAUACAGAGGAAAAACCUGCAGAAAGUGACGAUGAACUGUUUGACUUAGCUGAGCAAACUUGUGGUUUCUUAUCCGAAAGAGUGCGACAGUUGGAAAUUGAAGUAGAGUUUCUUAAACAUUGUCUUGAGGAGGAGAAUCAGAGAAGACUGCAACAGUCUGAGAUGGUCUUAAAGCUUCAAUUGGAGAAUAGAGGACUUCAACGAGAAAUUGAACUUUUGAGAGCGGUCGGCACGAAGCCUGGAAAUGAUCAUUCUCAUAACUUGGCUCCUACGGAACAACAUCAACUUUCAAGAAAUGACUUACUUGACGACAACGUUUUGGAAAGCAUCGAAGCAUCUUUCAAACAGUUUCACGCGUUUUUAGACAUGUUUAACGGAUCAGAGUAA